AUUUGGGUGGGGCGGGCCCCCCUUUUACCUAAAAUAAGGUCAACCCGGCCGGGGUCAACACUCCAAAACAGCCUACUUCUCAAAUUCAUCGUUAAUCAUGGAUUUUGAUCGCCCUCAGUCACCGGAACCAAUUCGAUCUGGCAGUUUCACGUACAGCAAGAAUGGAAUCGCAGCAUGUAACAUCUCUCGAGCGCCCCUUUCCGAGUUGAAACAACUUUUUCGGAAGAAUGCCUCGAGCACCCGUGUUGCAGUUGCUACAAGGCCAUGGCUCACGGCCCAGUUACAGCUCUAUGGAAUCCCCUUCCAGAAGUCAAGAACUGCUCCUCAAUUGAAGGCUACACUUGAAGACGCUGUGCGUGCUGGAAAGUGCAAUUCUCUUGCACCAUCCAUAGCUGCAUUCGAAAAAUCAUUAUCAGAGGAGUAUCAGCAGCAAUUAGCGGCCCAUUCUGAGGAUGUUAAUUCUUGGAAAGACGCCGUGUUCUCUUCGCUGAGUUCACCAGUUGAGGAAGCCCACUUCGACCUUGAUCGAUUUAUGGCCAAGUACUUUCUUGACCACCUUCAUGGGCAACCCGCGCCAGAAAAGACAAAGGAACCACUAGUUCUUGAAAACUUCAACCAUGGAUCAGAACUACAAAAAGCUACACAAGCUAUCCCAGGUCUUGCGGCGCAUACUACGGACCGCCUCACCGUGGUUGGCUGGGCCACUGAGCUUCAACGUGGGAUAGAUACAGCCUUUGCAAAUCUGUCCUCACCUGAUGCCAAAUUUGACAUUCCCACAUUAGAGGCAGCCUUCGAUCUCGAUCGUUUUCUGGGGAAAUACUUUCUUAACGGCUUGAAUGGAAAGCCUGCACCAUCUAAGACUCCAAAUCCAAUCACCCUGGACCCAUUUUUCCGACACAUUUCCAAACUCGAGAUGGCAGUCGCAUCGAUCCCAGGACUUAAUCUCUGUAUGGUUGAAGGUAUUUUCAAUUUAAAGUACACAGUCAUCGGUUGGGAUCUCGGUAAGAUAAAGUUGCGGGUAAGGGAAAUCGCAGAGAAGAAAACCAGAUAUAAGGCUGAGAAGGCCGCUGAAGAAUUGGCUGAAAAGGAGAAAAGGUGGCAGGAGAUUCUCCAACCCCACCAGGAAUAUAAAAACAGCCACCGAGCUUUACCUGGACCUCUUGCUUUGGGCCACCUUGCUGGAUCAUAUGUCGUUCGAUGUGAGCCACUUGAGGGAUAUUAUGAUGAAGGUGCAAUUAUUACGCUUAACAUCAUGCAGCCAAGCAGUAUCCACGGGACUACAGCAGUAUUUGACUUUGGAAUGAUUGAAGGUACAAUGCUGUUAGCAUUGUCCCACGACGCACUAGAACCACUCCGACUAGAAAUGGAUGUUGAUUCUGAUGAGGAGGAACUUGAUCGAGAAUCCGAUUCUGACGAUUACACCGGUAAUCGGAAACGAAAGAAGAAAGAAUCCAACAACACAAACCAAAUACAGAUCAAACGCAGACUAGGGGAAACUCCCGUUCCAAAUCGUCUUUACUUUCAAUGGGCUGGGAGAGAAACAGGGAACGGUGAGAUCCAAACGGAUCCUGAUAACAAGCACACUGGCUAUCUUGAUUUCAAUGAGGGCAAGACGUCUGCUCGAGGGGAGUUCCUCUAUCCUGCAUUCUUCCUCAAUGAGAAAGUCAAACUUGAAAUUUAUAAGGUUGCUGAUCAACCAUCCGGAACCCCGGCGCGCUGGUCGAGUUUCAGCGAAAAGCAAUGGGACUAUGAAUGCGAUGCGCGAUGGGGUAAAUGCCGACCAGGUGUCCUAGUUGGCAGAACACGCAUGAAGGCCUAUGAUACAAGUACGAUAAGCUUCUAAGAUGAAUAUUAGGGACAGAAGGUAAACCCGACAUUUAAUAAAUAACGCUUCUAAGACAAAGAAUAUUAGGGAAGAUCUUAUUUCAAAUACAGCAUGAAGGAGGUUAUUAAGUUUAUCUAAAGAAUUUCCUAGCAAUAAGAUAAUCAUUUAAAAGUAUCUAAGAG
Messenger RNA from Talaromyces proteolyticus, 2007 nucleotides. RefSeq lists its product as uncharacterized. The record is from RefSeq and is a predicted model, not a curated record. NCBI's taxonomy places the organism in Eukaryota, Fungi, Ascomycota, Eurotiomycetes, Eurotiales, Trichocomaceae. The transcript is spliced from 2 exons. Bases 98 to 1843 code for a protein of 581 amino acids.